Messenger RNA from Penicillium chermesinum, 1326 nucleotides. Its product is annotated as DUF2841 domain-containing protein. The transcript is spliced from 4 exons. Bases 1 to 1326 code for a protein of 441 amino acids. Lineage: Eukaryota; Fungi; Ascomycota; Eurotiomycetes; Eurotiales; Aspergillaceae. The record is from RefSeq and is a predicted model, not a curated record.
AUGCACACCGAGCUCGAGUUUCCUCAUCCUCAUUUUGCGCUCAUCUAUAUCGAUGAAAAUGGAAAACCCCAAGUCCAUGAAUCGCCCUCAAUCGCCGGCUGCGGCCGAGCGAUCUUCACCCCAGAUGUAACAGACCGGUUUAUGGAGAUGGCCAGUCCAAAUGGACAAACCACUACCCAAUACAGCACUAGUAUGUCUCUUCGCUAUGAACUCUCGAGGGCCCGCAAGGCGCAUUGGAUACUCACAGUAGCUUUAGAUAUGAAUCAAAUACCCCAAUCAUCGUGGAACAUGCCCGAAAACCCAGAGUGGAUGUAUCCAGCUCAACGAUCGGUCGAGCUCAUCCCCUGCGAAUGGCAAUCGCAUCAGUCAAGACGCAAACGCCGCGACACCAAGCGCGUAGGGCUGGGCAUGUCGCCGCCAAAGUCAUCGUCGCCGCCCCCUACACCUGCAAUAGGGCACACGGUUCUGCGCGUCGACAAUCGCGAGUUGCUGCGCCGGUUCUAUGCGAAGGCUUUCGAGGAGUUCCAGCAAUUGAACUGUCGGUCUAUCGCGAAGUCUUACAUCAAGCUCGUCGAGCCUCGGAAACAAGUGCAUUUCCCGUACAACGGACGCACAACCAUUGCAGGGGUGCCCCAGCGCGUAAAUCCCGAAAUGACCAAGCCUGGUUGGUGGCCUGCGGGGGUGGUGCACAAAGAGCCCGAUCACUUGUUGAAAAAUGACCGAGUCAGGCUCCUCGUACAUAUCCUCUGUGAGCUCAGAGACAGCCAUGGCAUCACAGUCGAGAAGCUCCGGGAGGCGUCCCAGGAAGCGCGCAGGCAUAUCAACCCCCCCAAUCGCCUGGAGGUUCUAGAUGAGAUUUACUUUGUCCGAAGGAUGGAAGAGAAGUAUCUCGACGGGAAAAUCGACGGGAGCAAGAUGAUCCAAGUGACAAAGACCCACCUCCCCGACGCCGUGUUCUCCGGCGAGGGCCUGCCCAAGGGCGCCUGUUUAGCGCCUAUAAAAGCCUCAGACUCGGCCCACGAAAGCUUCGGGGACGACGGCACCUCAUCCAUCGACAAUGGCGAGUUAUCGGUCCCGAAGCAGGAAGUUCCCUUGACGCCCACAACGAGCAAUUCGAGCGUCUCGCACAGUCCCAUUAAUGACCUCGGGACUUACUCGAUGGGCAUGAUGCCCAAUACACUCUCACACGGGUCUCCGGUGGAUAUGCGACAAGCGGCGCCGGACCAGACUUAUUUCAGAGGGUAUUUUCCCCAGCAGUUUGCACCAGUGGAUAAGGAGGCUGCGUACUGGCCGAACGUGCCGCAUUCGAUUCAAUACGGGUAUUGA